This is a messenger RNA of Malassezia restricta, 1632 nucleotides long. RefSeq names its product sterol 22-desaturase. Bases 1 to 1632 code for a protein of 543 amino acids. The transcript has a single exon. The record is from RefSeq and is a predicted model, not a curated record. Gene Ontology annotation, molecular function: monooxygenase activity; oxidoreductase activity, acting on paired donors, with incorporation or reduction of molecular oxygen; iron ion binding. NCBI's taxonomy places the organism in Eukaryota, Fungi, Basidiomycota, Malasseziomycetes, Malasseziales, Malasseziaceae. Gene Ontology annotation, biological process: sterol metabolic process.
AUGGCCACGGAUGCGACCCAGCAGGUAUGGGACAGCGUAGUUGCGCUGAACUCCACGAUCACGGAUCACGUCGCCUCGGUUGUGCCAAAGAGUCUGCAUGACAUUUCCGGCAUGCAGGUCGUAUUCACUGUGUUGGCCCUCGCAGUGAGUCUGCUGGCGAUGGAGCAGGUCGUGUAUCGCGUCAAGAAGGGCGGCCUGCCUGGCCCAGCCUGGACGAUCCCGCUGAUCGGCAAGUUCGCCGACUCGCUGCACCCGUCGCUCGAAAAGUACCAGGAGGCAUGGAACAGUGGCUCGCUCAGUGCUACUAGCGUGUUCAACAUCUUUAUCGUGAUUGCCUCGUCGACCGAGUACACGCGCAAGAUCCUCAACAGUCCGAUGCACGCGGAGCCAUGCCUCGUCGCAUCUGCCAAAAAAGUGCUGUGUCACGACAACUGGGUGUUCUUGAACGGCAAGGCACACGUCGACUACCGCAAGGGACUCAACACGCUCUUUACGAGCCGUGCCCUCGGCAUCUACCUGCCCAUCCAAGAGGCCAUUUACAAGAAGCACUUUCAAUUGUGGACGGCUUCGCCCAAGUCCGAGGCUGAGCCUUUCAUGCUCCCGCUGCGUCAUUUAAACCUCGAGACGUCCCUGCGUGUGUUUUGCGGCAACUAUAUCUCGGAACAGGGCGCCAAGCAAAUCUCGGACGAGUACUGGCUCAUUACAAUGGCGCUCGAGCUUGUCAACUUCCCCUUUGCCCUUCCGGGCACCAAGGUAUACCGCGCUAUUCAAGCACGAAAGAAUGCCAUGAAGUGGUUCGAGCACACGGCCGCCGAGAGCAAGAAGCGCAUGGCGCUGGGCGAGGAGGUGACGUGCCUGACUGACGCGUGGAUCCGCGCCAUGAUCGAUGCGCGUGAGGACCGCAACAACGAAGACCUGGGAGCCGAGCAGCGCCGUGUCUUGGUGCGUGACUUUUCGAACCGCGAAAUCGGUAUGGUGCUGCUGAGUUUCCUGUUCGCGUCGCAAGAUGCCAUGUCAAGCGGUCUGACGUACUUGUUCCAGCACCUCGCUGACCAUCCUGAGAUCCUGCGCAAGGUGCGUGAGGAGCAGUACGCGAUACGCAACAAUGACGUCGAGGCGCCCGUGACGAUGGAUACCGUGGAAAAAAUGACAUACACGCGUGCUGUGGUCAAGGAGAGUCUGCGUCUCAAGCCGCCGGUGCUGAUGGUGCCAUAUCUCGCGCGGCAGGCUUUCCCUAUCAGCAAGGACUACACGGCUCCCAAAGGUAGUAUGGUCAUCCCCAGCUUCUGGAACAGUCUGCACGACCCCGCCGCAUAUCCAUCGCCGGACGAAUUCUUGCCGGAGCGCUGGCUCGAGGGCCCCGACUCGCCCGCUGCCAAAAACCCCAAGAACUACUUGGUGUUCGGCAACGGACCGCACAAUUGCAUCGGCAAGGAGUACGCCAUGCAACAUCUUGUGACCGUGAUUGGCGCAGCCUCUGUGCUGAUGAAUUGGGAACACAAGCGCACGGAUUUGAGUGAGAAGGUGAUGAUCAUUGCUACUAUCUAUCCCACGGAUGGCGCAUGCCUCAAGUUCUCUCGGAGGCCAGCACCACCCAUGGAUGCCCCUGCUGCCGUAGCCGCAGCCAUGUAG